CUGGGUUUAUUUUACAAGUAAUUAAUGUGCAUUUCCUACUCCUGCCACUAGGUGGUGUCUUUGCUUUGGGGUUGGGUUUAACAUUUGGGCAGUCAUAUUGAAAUUCAUGAUAGUCAUGUGACACUUACAGGAAGUCACCUGGAAUGCUUUGUUUAUCAGACCAGUUUUGGCAUGGUAGUGUGAGCAGCAGCUACAUCUUAUUCCAUCCUCUUUUGAAUUCACUUUAUAGGAGCAUCGUCUUUUUACACCUUUUACAUGCUGUCAGUUUGAAUAAAUCUACCAAAUCUGACCGGUGUGUGAUGGGAGUCAUCUGUCUGUCUAAUUGAAGAAGGGGAACUCUUUAGUGAGGGCAGAACAGUAAAAAGACGGACUCAACAGUGAUUUCUACCGCAGUGAGUAAGAUAUCCAGCCUGUUCUGCAUCUACCAGUAUCAAGAUGUCAUUAAGAGAAGAAAAGAACUAUGAAACAAGGUCAGAGUGCUCACGCACAUCAAAAUUAUCAAAGCGCUCUGUGAGAUCUUCAGCUAGCUUGCAGGCUGCAUUGGAAGCACGCGCAAAGGCAGAAGGUGCACGGGCGAGAACGUUACAUGCACAAAGGGAGAUUGAUGUUAAAGUAAAAAAGGCUCAGCUGAAAGUGGAGGAGACACGUCUUGAUGCCACAUUGGAAGCCAUACAGCAAGAGAAGGAUGCCGACGCCGCUUUUGCUGAAGCUAAUGUAUGGGAAUCGGCAGUGGAUCUGGCAGCUUUAGGGGAGCUCACUGUUCAUGAUGAAUACCAAGGCUCAUCCUAUCAUUCAGUUGAGAGAACAGAGAAAUAUGUUCAAGAACAGUAUGCCUAUGUGAAAUCUAAUGAGCGCACAGACGAUCCAGAGCAGGAUAAAAAGGUUGAUUUUACUCCCUCAGCAGCUGUUAACCUCAACUCUAAUGAUGAUUCUCAGAGACAUCAUGAGCUACCUAGGCAAAGUGAGAGGCAACGUUUAUCUGUGACAGCCACAAUGCCAACUGCAACAGCUGCUCAUUCAAAACGGCCGCCAGUGCAAUUCACACCAAAAAGAGAAAGUGAAUUUAUUGCACCACAACCAGCAUCUGAACCAAGGAACCAAUGGACACCCAGACACGAUACAGCAGAUUACAGCUAUCCACGGGGAGGAGAAUCCACUUCUAAUGUAUCAGUGCUAGCAAGGUUCUUAGCUCGCCGUGAGCUACUCGCAGCUGGACUCACGAAGUUCAAUGACAAACCCGAAAACUACUGGGCCUGGAGGUCCGCCUUCUCUAACGCUACUGAAGAUCUGGGUCUGAAGCCUAGUGAGGAACUUGACCUGCUGAUUAAGUGGCUUGGACCGGAAUCUGCAGAGCAUGCAAGGAGAGUGAGGUCGGUUCGAAUCAACUACCCUGGUGAGGCCCUCAGCAUGGUCUGGAGAAGACUAGAGGAGGUUUAUGGAUCGCCAGAGGCCAUGGAGACAGCACUCUUUAACAAGCUCGAACGGUUCCCCAAGUUCUCCAAUAAAGAACCCAAGCGGCUACGUGAACUAGGUGAUCUUCUCCUGGAGAUACAGGCAGGCAAGGAGGAUGGGUUCCUGCCUGGUUUGGCUUAUCUGGACACGGCGCGAGGCAUUCAUCCGAUCCUGGAGAAAUUGCCAUUCAACCUGCAGGAGAAGUGGAUGGUGCAAGGUACAAGGUAUAAAGAAAGACACCACACCAUCUUCCCACCCUUCUCAGUGUUCGCCGACUUCAUUCGUGCAGAAGCAAAGAUGAGAAAUGAUCCAAGCUUCGCUGCUGCAGCGCCCAGCAACACGCCCAGCAACACGCCACCUAAGUGGGAGAAAUUCCCAACAAAAUCAGCUAAAACCCCUAUAGCUGUGCAUAAAACAGAGGUUGACAAUCCUGCCAAGGGUGAUGAGACCAAGGGUUCAGACAACCCGAAGAAAGAGUGUCCCAUACACAAAAAGCCCCACCCCCUACCUAAGUGUAGAGCCUUUCGAGCCAAACUGCUGGACGAACGUAAGGCCUUGCUUAAGGAGAAUGGCAUAUGCUUCCGUUGUUGUUCCUCAACCUCCCACCAAGCUAAGGACUGCAAGGCUAUCAUCCAGCGCUCUGAGUGCAACAGCGAUAGGCACAUUGCAGCCCUUCAUGCCGGCCCUGCACCAUGGACAACAAAGCCAGCUAGCGGCCCCUCUGAAGAGCAUGGCGGGGAGGGAGAGGAAUCUACUCCGGCUUCAGUCACUACCUCAAUCAGCACUGAGGUCUGUGGCGACAGCGCGGCAACCAAAUCCUGUGCCAAAAUCUGUCUCGUCUAUGUGUAUCCUAAAAACCAACCCGAGAGGAAGACAAGAGCAUACGCCAUCCUAGAUGACCAGAGCAAUAGGUCACUAGCCAGGUCAUCAUUCUUUGAGCUGUUCAGCAUAGCUGACAACACUUCUCCCUACACACUCAAAACCUGUGCGGGUGUGUCAGAGGCUGCAGGCCGCAGGGCAAGGGGGUUCAUAGUGGAGUCAGCUGAUGAAAAGACCAGUCUAGCUCUGCCUACACUCAUCGAGUGUGAUCAACUGCCUGAUAACAGGGCAGAGAUUCCUACGCCAGCUGCUGUGAAGUACCAUCCACACCUGAAAUCCCUAACCUCCAAGAUACCUCCCCUUGACCCGAGGGCCGAGAUCUUACUUCUUUUAGGGAGAGACAUUAUUCAGGUCCACAAGGUCCUUGAACAGCGCAAUGGCCCCCCACACGCUCCUUUCGCCCAGCGGCUAGCCCUCGGCUGGGUGAUCGUAGGGGAUGUGUGUAUUAACGGUGCACACGUACCCUCACCUGUGAACACAUACAGAACCUACAUUCAUGAGAAUGGGCGUCCCAGCGUUCUGUGUCCCUGCCUCAACAAAAUUGAAAUCAAAGAAAAGCUCAACCACACUUGUCAGUUCCAAAGUCCUUCAGCCUCAGAGCGGCAGUCCUUACCAAGUGACAAAACGCGACUCAUGGGGGAGUCCAUCUUCUGCCACACAAAGGACGACGACAAGACAGCACCUUCUAUGGAGGAUCUUGCCUUCCUGAGGAUUAUGGACAAGGAACUGAAACAGGGUGAAGACAACAGCUGGCAGGCUCCACUCCCCUUCCGAAGCCCACGCCAGCGUCUGCCAAACAACCGUGAGCAGGCUAGGACCCGUCUCGCUAUGGUCACCAAGACACUCAGGAAACACCCUGAGAGGAGAGAGCAUUUCACUGAGUUCAUGAGCAAGCUCUUCGAGAAUGGACAUGCUGAAGUGGCACCACCCUUACCACCAGAUGAGGAGAGCUGGUAUCUACCGUUCUUUGGGGUAUACCACCCUCAGAAGCCUGGACAGGUGAGGGUGGUAUUCGACUCCAGUGCACAACACCAAGGGGUGUCCCUCAAUGAAGUCCUCCUCACAGGCCCAAACAUGAACAACAGUUUGCUCGGGGUACUGCUGCGCUUCAGAAGGGAGCCAGUGGCCGUGACGACUGACAUCCAGCAGAUGUUCCAUUGCUUUGUCGUACGUGAGGACCAUCGGAACUUUCUGCGCUUCCUCUGGCAUCGCAAUAAUGACCUGGAUGACGACGUCAUUGAGUACAGGAUGUGCGUACAUGUCUUCGGAAAUAGCCCGUCACCGUCCGUAGCCACAUACGGGCUCCGAAGAGCUGCUGCAGAGGGAGAGAGGGAGUACGGCGUAGAGGCGAGGCUGUUCGUUGAGAGAAACUUCUAUGUUGACGAUGGCCUUCUGUCUGUCCCUUCAGAACAGGAAGCCAUCACUCUUCUUCACAACACUCAAGGUAUGCUGGCCCUCUCCAACCUCCGGCUUCACAAGAUCUUGUCGAACAGGGUGGCUGUGAUGAGAGCCUUCCCUCCUGAAGAUCUGGCUAAGGGGAUGAAAGAUCUGGAUCUCAGCACAGACCCCAUUCCCAUGCAGAGAAGUUUAGGGGUGAGCUGGGAUGUUUCGGAAGACGUAUUCACCUUCCAAGUUGCUGAUGCAGAGAAGCCUUACACAAGACGUGGGGUCCUGUCAACUGUUAACAGUCUGUUCGACCCACUAGGUUUCGCUGCCCCUGUAAGCGUUCAAGGAAGGUCCAUACUGAGGGAGCUCACCACAGAGUCAUGCGACUGGGACGCCCCUCUCCCUGAGGAAAAGUACAGAGAAUGGAAGCUGUGGAGGGACUCUCUGAAGGAGCUUGAACAGCUCAAGAUUCCGCGCCAAUACACCUCCAUCUCUCUCCGUCAAGCAUGCAGUAAGGAGCUGUGUGUAUUCUGUGACGCUUCCACCAUUGCUAUAGCUGCUGUCGCCUACGUGAGAACAACCGAUGCAAGCAGUAAUGUUGAGGUUGGCUUCAUGUUUGGCAAGGCAAAGCUUGCUCCACGUCCAGAAACGACAAUUCCAAGGCUCGAGCUGUGCGCUGCGGUCCUGGCUGUAGAGAUUGCAGACGUGAUUGUGGAUGAGAUGGACACCAUCUUUGACGCUGUGACCUUCUACUCAGACAGCAAGGUGGUCCUAGGCUACAUUCACAAUGAGUCAAGACGAUUCUACGUCUACGUGAGCAACAGGGUGCAGCGCAUCAGGAGGUCAACAAGCCCUAAACAAUGGAAGCACGUGCCCUCCAGCCAAAACCCUGCAGACCACGGCUCACGAUCAGUCCCAGCAGGCAGCCUAACUCACACCUCAUGGCUGUGCGGACCACCAUUCCUGUUGACACCAGCGACACUUCUCACACAGAAGGUCAGUGCCCUUCCUCCUCCCAAGGGUGAAUUUGACGAGAAGGACCUCUACGGCAAGCAGUGGAGGCAGGUCCAAAGCCUCGCCAACACCUUUUGGCAUCGAUGGAGGACAGAGUACCUCCCCACCCUGCAGAAACGCAGGAAGUGGGAAAAAGAGAAACGCAAUCUGAAAGAAGGUGACGUCAUCCUCCUGAAAAACGACCAGUUGCAGAGAAACGACUGGCCCAUGGGCGUCAUCGUCAAGACCUUCCCCGGCACCGACGGGAGGGUAAGAAAGGUGGAGAUCAAGACUGCGAGGGAUGGGUCAAGCAAGACCUUUCUGCGACCUGUCUCAGAGGUCGUCCUACUCCUCUCCCCAGAGACUGACUAGAGUUACCGUUCUUAGCUCCCCUUGUUAAAGGUGGCAUCUUUUUAGAUACCAGGCGGGGAGUGUGCUGGACUGGGUUUAUUUUACAAGUAAUUAAUGUGCAUUUCCUACUCCUGCCACUAGGUGGUGUCUUUGCUUUGGGGUUGGGUUUAACAUUUGGGCAGUCAUAUUGAAAUUCAUGAUAGUCAUGUGACACUUACAGGAAGUCACCUGGAAUGCUUUGUUUAUCAGACCAGUUUUGGCAUGGUAGUGUGAGCAGCAGCUACAUCUUAUUCCAUCCUCUUUUGAAUUCACUUUAUAGGAGCAUCGUCUUUUUACACCUUUUACAUGCUGUCAGUUUGAAUAAAUCUACCAAAUCUGACCGGUGUGUGAUGGGAGUCAUCUGUCUGUCUAAUUGAAGAAGGGGAACUCUUUAGUGAGGGCAG
Molecule: messenger RNA, 5504 nt
Organism: Eleginops maclovinus (Patagonian blennie)
Lineage: Eukaryota; Metazoa; Chordata; Actinopteri; Perciformes; Eleginopidae
Exons: 3
Coding region: 436-5082 (1548 amino acids)
Molecular function (GO): nucleic acid binding
Source: RefSeq, a predicted model, not a curated record